AUGGCAAAGAGGAUUUCGGAUGCAACUUGGCUCAGCGGGAAAAUCAGAGACCCACCCAGUCCUCCAGCUCGGGUCAAGAUGAAGAUGACACCGAUGUUUAGAGGAAGUCCCACACAGAAGUUGAUGUUCUCGAUGGACAUAAUAAUGGAUGAUGAAAAAUCCAGAAUCAGUGGAGAUUUUAAGAAGAAACUGGGGCAUGAGGUAGACUGCUUACAUCAUCUCACUUCAUCCUACUUCAUCUCACUUCAUCUCACAUCUCACAUCUCACAUCAUCUCACAUCAUCAUCUCACAUCUCACAUCAUCUCACAUCAUCUCACAUCUCACAUCAUCUCACAUCAUCUCACUUCAUCUCACAUCACCUCACAUCAUCUCACUUCAUCUCACAUCACCUCACAUCAUCUCACUUCAUCUCACAUCACCUCACAUCAUCUCACAUCUCACAUCAUCUCACAUCAUCUCACUUCAUCUCACAUCUCACAUCAUCUCACAUCAUCUCACUUCCACUCACAUCAUCUCACAUCAUCUCACUUCAUCUCACUUCCACUCACAUCACCUCACAUCAUCUCACAUCAUCUCACUUCAUCUCACUUCAUCUCACAUCAUCUCACUUCAUCUCACAUCACCUCACAUCAUCUCACAUCAUCAUCUCACAUCUCACAUCAUCUCACAUCAUCUCACUUCAUCUCACUUCAUCUCACUUCAUCUCACAUCACCUCACAUCAUCUCACAUCUCACAUCAUCUCACAUCAUCUCACUUCAUCUCACAUCUCACAUCAUCUCACAUCAUCUCACUUCCACUCACAUCACCUCACAUCAUCUCACAUCAUCUCACUUCAUCUCACUUCCACUCACAUCACCUCACAUCAUCUCACAUCAUCUCACUUCAUCUCACAUCACCUCACAUCAUCUCACUUCAUCUCACUUCAUCUCACAUCAUCUCACUUCAUCUCACAUCACCUCACAUCAUCUCACAUCAUCAUCUCACAUCUCACAUCAUCUCACAUCAUCUCACUUCAUCUCACAUCAUCAUCUCACAUCUCACAUCAUCUCACAUCAUCUCACAUCAUCUCACUUCAUCUCACAUCAUCUCACAUCAUCUCACAUCAUCUCACAUCAUCAUCUCACAUCUCACAUCAUCUCACAUCAUCUCACAUCAUCUCACUUCAUCUCACAUCAUCUCACAUCACCUCACAUCAUCUCACUUCAUCUCACAUCAUCUCACUUCAUCUCACAUCAUCAUCUCACAUCAUCUCACAUCAUCAUCUCACAUCUCACAUCAUCUCACAUCAUCUCACAUCAUCUCACUUCAUCUCACAUCAUCAUCUCACAUCUCACAUCAUCUCACAUCAUCAUCUCACAUCUCACAUCAUCUCACAUCAUCUCACUUCAUCUCACAUCACCUCACAUCAUCUCACAUCAUCUCACAUCAUCUCACUUCAUCUCACAUCAUCUCACAUCAUCUCACUUCAUCUCACAUCUCACAUCAUCUCACUUCAUCUCACAUCAUCAUCUCACAUCUCACAUCAUCUCACAUCUCACAUCAUCAUCUCACAUCUCACAUCAUCUCACAUCAUCUCACAUCAUCUCACAUCUCACAUCAUCUCACAUCAUCUCACAUCAUCUCACUUCAUCUCACAUCUCACAUCAUCUCACAUCACCUCACAUCAUCUCACAUCAUCUCACAUCAUCCUGCGUCAUUUUUAUGUCUGAUGACUUCUUUCUCCACGUCACUGUGUCACUGCCCUUUCACACCUUCACCCUCCUCCGUGUAA
This is a messenger RNA of Ictalurus furcatus (blue catfish), 1773 nucleotides long. RefSeq names its product histidine-rich protein PFHRP-II-like. Bases 1 to 1773 code for a protein of 590 amino acids. Lineage: Eukaryota; Metazoa; Chordata; Actinopteri; Siluriformes; Ictaluridae. The transcript is spliced from 3 exons. The record is from RefSeq and is a predicted model, not a curated record.